Doryrhamphus excisus (bluestripe pipefish) is the source of this 6293-nucleotide messenger RNA. It is a transcript of the gene arhgef10, whose product is annotated as Rho guanine nucleotide exchange factor (GEF) 10. Gene Ontology annotation, molecular function: protein binding; guanyl-nucleotide exchange factor activity. Gene Ontology annotation, biological process: mitotic spindle assembly; actin cytoskeleton organization; positive regulation of stress fiber assembly. Gene Ontology annotation, cellular component: centrosome. Lineage: Eukaryota; Metazoa; Chordata; Actinopteri; Syngnathiformes; Syngnathidae. The record is from RefSeq and is a predicted model, not a curated record.
GAGCCAGUUUGCAUCGAAGGAAGAAGCCAAGUUAAAAAGGACACCAGGCGAAAGGAUACUGAUGUCUAGUCGCUAAUGUCCAACAUAACUUUUAACAGUUACAGGAUUACUAGAGAGGGCUAGAGUUGGUUAAAGUCGUGAAAUGGAAGGAAUGUGAGUGUGCAUAGUUGAUCCCCUGCAUGUGGUCUGAAGAGCUUGUACAGAAGAGCUUUAAACAUGGAUAUGGAAGACUUCCCUCCCCCGCCUCCAGAAAUUUUUGCUGAAGAUGAAGAUGAAGGGGAAGCCUUUGACUUUGAUGACAGUGGUGAUGACAUCCCUGAGGUGGACCGGCCACCCCCCACCUCCAGCAUGAAGGAGCAGUGUCAGGUUGACCAUAUGUGUCAUCAAGCAGAGGGCGAUCAACCCAGCCUGGCCCCACAGACACCUUGCAGCGUACCUGACACAGCUCCAUCAGCCCAAGUUCUCACAGCAAGUGAAGCAACACCGGAAGCAGAUGGGAUAACCACUGCAGAGGAGACUGAUGACAAGAUAGAUUUACCACUGCCUCCUCCACCUGAUGAUGUUGUGGAGACUGAUUCUGGAAGAACAGGGUGUGAAGACCAGUUAGACGCUACACAUCCUGUUUCAAAGAGCUCCUCAAAAGUCAACCCUUACUCGGUGAUUGACAUCACUCCGCUCCAGCUGCAGCACGUCGAGCAGAACGGAAGCUCUUCUUCUCCUCCUGAACCAGGAGAACCCAAGGAGGACGUAAAAGAAGCACAGGAUACCCACGGCAGCCCUGGUGGCAUCACCUCGGGCUACUCAGUACCAGUGCCUUGUGGAUAUGCAACCCCAUCUGGCGUGCCGCUCAUCACGCCUGCUUACACAACACCCGUCAUCAUUCGACACCUCUCCGUGGAUGAAGACGUGACAGUAAUACGGACCGGGAACGCUUCUGUUGACAGUGUUUUCACUGAAGAUUUUCCACCCAUAAAAGAGGAGGAUGCUCUGGCAAAGUGGGCAUCAGAUCCCGCCAACACCGCAUGGAUGGAAAAUCCAGAUGAAGUGAUUUACGAUGACGUGCCCAGGGAGAACUCUGACUCCAACACAGAACCAGAUGAGAUGAUUUAUGACGACGUGGAGCUCGGUGAGGAAGGAGGUUAUCUCGACAAUGGCUGGAGCUCAAGCGAGUUUGAAAGCUAUGACGAGGCCAGCGAUGGAGAGGGACGCUCCGAGAAUGGCAUGCCCCAUGCCUUCAUGAGGGGGAAGCCCUCCCAGAGGAAGACGCAUCUCUCUCAAGAUCUGAGCCGCUUGAAAGAACACUAUGAGAAAAAGAUGAAAGAUCUAAUGGCAAAUACAGUGGGAACGGUAGAGCUGCAGCAGCUCAAACAGAAACACGAGCAGAAGAUGCAAAAAUUGGUGAAAGCAGCGAAAGAAGGGACCAAAGAUGGGCUUGAGAAAACCAAAGCUGCAGUUAAGAAGGGGCGUUCUUUCAUCAAAACCAAAUCAUUUUGUCAUGAGAAAAAGUCCACCUGUUUUGAAGAAGAGGAGUCUGAAUUCUUCAUUGAGGUGGACUGUUUCAAUGUUGAGCCAAUUUUGGGUGCCGCUCCUGAGGGCCUUUCACAACAACAACUGGUGAGAAGAUGUAUACUGGGAUCUAUACUGGAGAGUGAGAAGAAUUAUCUAGAUGCACUGAAGAGGAUUUUAGAGCAAUAUGAGAAGCCCCUGUCCCAGAUUGAGCCAAGGCUACUGAGUGACAGGAAACUCAAGAUGACCUUCUACAGAGUGCGGGAGAUCCUGCAGUGCCACUUCCUGUUCCAGAUCGCACUGGCGAGUCGAGUGGCAGAGUGGGACAGCCUGGAGAUGAUUGGUGAUGUUUUUGUAGCCUCGUUCUCAAAGUCAAUGGUGCUGGAUGCCUACAGCGAAUAUGUGAACAACUUCAGCACGGCAAUGUCAGUGGUCAGGAAGACCUGUGCUGCAAAACCUGGCUUCCUGGAAUUCCUGAAGCAUCGCCAGGAGACAAGCUGCGACCGGAUGACUUUGUAUGGCCUGAUGAUGAAACCAAUCCAGAGGUUUCCGCAGUUCAUUCUGCUACUCCAGGACAUGCUCAAAAACACCCCCUUGGGACAUGCGGACCGCCUGCCCCUGCAGAUGGCCUUAACAGAACUUGAGACCUUAGCGGAGAAGCUCAACGAAAAGAAGCGAGAAGCCGAUCAGCGCUGUGAGAUUCGCCACAUUGCAAAGGCCAUGAAUGAACGCUACCUCAACAAGCUCCUGAGUAAUGGCAGCCGUUACCUGAUUCGUUCUGACGACAUGGUGGAGACCGUCUACAAUGAGCGUGGUGAAGUCAUCAAAACAAAGGAGCGACGCCUUUUCCUACUCAACGAUGUUCUCAUGUGUGCUACAGCCAAUAUUCGGUGCCAGGAUGGGAGUGGAGGUGGAGGUGCCCCAUCAGACCAGCGGUUCCUUCUAAAGUGGAGCGUUCCUUUGAACUUUGUUGAAGUGCUGGAGUUUGGAUCCAGUGAGGACAUGCCCGACAACACCCGAUACCCUGCCCCUCAUUCUGGGGAGAAAGUGGUCAUCAAUGCAAAGCCAAACAAACUCUACAUGGGCCCGGGUCAGCUGUACCAAGAUCUGCAGAACCUAAUCCAUGACCUCAGCCUCGUCAACCAGAUCUCUGGCAUGAUCAGCAGCCUCAAAGGCCACUAUCAGAAUGUGAACCCUACAGUAGCCCAGGACUGGGUGUCAGGUCUCCAGAGGCUGAUUCUGAAGAAGGAAGAGGAGAUUAGAGCAGCUGACCGCUGUCGGAUCCAACUUCAGCUGCCUGGCAAACAAGACAACAGGUCGGGUAAGCCCACAUACUUCAGUGCGGUGUUCAAUACCAUCAACCCAGCCAAUAAACAGUCAUGGAUCAGUAACUUGCAAAUGGCUAAGCUGGCUCUAGAGGAGGACAACCUUCAGGGCUGGCUCUUUGCAGAGGAUGACGGAAAUCAGCUCAAAAAGCAGAAACACCCUCUUUUGCUCAAACAGAUGCCUGUAGUCAUGUCUAAACUGCAGGAGUUCAAGGUGGAAUGUGCAGUCCACAACCCGGAGCCCUACAUAAACACAGAGAGCACAGCAGACACCCCAGCGGUGGGUCACGGUUGUGUCUGGGUUUCAAGUUGUACCAACCAGAUGGGGCAAAUAGCCAUAGUAUCCAUGCAGAGCUGCAGCCCGAAGGUGACAGAGUGCUUUAAUGUGGAGUCUCGCAUCCUCUGCAUGGCUUACGUCCCAGCAGAAGAGCCACUGGAAAAUGAUGUCCCCACCGAAGAUGGGAGAGCCAGUGUUACACCGACUGUCUGCCUGGGCAUGGAGGAGGGCAGCAUUAUUGUGUACAAGAGCAGCCAGCGGUCCAAGAAGGUGCGCCUGCAGCAGUUCUUCUCCCCAGACAAAUCCACCGUCACUAGCUUGGCUUACAUGAAGCACUGCCUGUAUGUCGGCCUGGUCAGUGGCUCUGUGGCCAUCUACUCCAGAUCACAAGACGGACUGUGGAAAUGUGAUAAUCCCAAGGUGGUGAAGUUGGGAGUCCUGCCAAUCAAGGCCAUGCUGGCUGUGGAAGAGCACCUCUGGGCUUCAUCGGGUGGGCAGGUCUUCAUCAUUAGCGCUCACACACACUCUGUGGAGAUGCAGCUGGAGGCCCAUCAUGAAGAAGGUAUGGUGGUGUCCAACAUGGUGGUGGCAGGGGUGGGCAUCUGGAUUGCCUUCAGCUCCGGUUCUACUUUGCGUCUCUUCCACACUGAGACCCUGGAGCACCUGCAGGACAUCAAUAUUGCAACACCUGUCCACAAUACGCUCCCUGGAAGCCACAGAGUGUCGGUUAGCAGUUUGUUGGUUUGCCACGGUAUGCUGCUCGUCGGAACCAACCUGGGUGUGACUGUGGCGCUCUCGGUCCCCAGACUACAGGGAAUCCCCAAGGUCACAGGUCGGGGCAUGGUGUCUUUGCACGCUCACAUCGGACCAGUCAAGUUCCUCACCGUGGCCGCAGCAGUCUGUAACCAUCCCUCAGGCCUCCCAUCCCCCGCCUCCUCAGCCUCAGCCUCAGCCCAGGCAACUGAACCAGAGGAUGGAGAACACGUUCAGCCCCCCUCAGAGUCAGUUUCAACCCCACCUCAGGGGAAAGGCGUCUGGCUGGGAGAUGCAGGUUGCACCACCAUGGCUCUCCAGGACUCUCUGUCCUCCUCAUCUUGCGGCUCCUUGGCUCAAUCCCAAGGCUCCUUGGAGCACGGCCCUGAGGACGGAGCGCUUUAUGACAUGCUCCAUGAUCCGGCCCACCACUGGAGAGGACGCCGGGCCAGUAAAGUGGAUGUCAGCUCGCUGCUGGUGGUGUCUGGAGGAUCGGGACAUCGCAGGGUGAACAAAAAGACCAAACAGUCCCGCCAUGACGACAACACCUCGACCAUCCUCAUCUGGCAAAUCCCCUUGCUCAACAUGUGACACGCCAGUAAGCUCUUUUUAAUCACAAAGGCAUCUGAUCUUACAUUUCACUGACUUUUGGACCAAUUACAAUGAACUAAAAGUCUUAGGAUACAGAUUUUUACUCCAUCACAGUAUUUGUCAUGAUGAAAAGGAACAUCAUCACUGUUGUGCCAAAACCGACAAACUAGCUAAAGCAUCACAUGACUGGACUAGACCACCGUUUUUCAAACUUAUUUUUCUACCUGAGGCGUGUGAAGUAACAAUAGGGUUGUUACAUAAAAGGUAUUUUUUUUAAGAUUAGGAUCAGGUUUAAGAAAAUCUGUCAAGACUUGUUGAGGUGUAAAUAUGGAGCUGACUGAGGAUUAUGCGUACGACUUCAGACAAAUGUUCUUUCUCUGUGUAAUAUUUAAAAUAUUAUCAUUUCAUGGCCGGAGAGCUCUGAGCUAGUCCACUGCUUGUUACCUGUGUAUUUGCAAAGAAAAGGGAUUCAAAAAGGUGAAAUAAUGUUGAAAUAAUGAAAUAACUUGAGAAGGGAUGAUGAGAUCCCUGGCUGGCCGGGGUUCUAACAAACAGACCAGUUGUUAUCCACAAGGAAGCUUUUUUUUCGGACCUAAUUUGUUUUUAAUUCUUACUUAAGUAUAUUUAAAAGAAAGAAAAAAAUGUAUUUUGUCACCCCACUUUUGUAUGUACUAUUUUUGUUAUGUUUCUUUAACAAAUCUAUAAACGUUGUUUUAUGGAGAAACUAUUUGUUAUGAUUUAUUUUAUAGUGUAAUCUGGGAAAUAUGGUUAACACCGUGAAAAUGGUUGACUAUUAUUGAUGAAAGUAAAUUGCAGCAGUUUGAGGAACAGGGUACAAUAUUGUAUUCUCCCGUGAUUGUGCUAGUUUUUCUCGAGUACUUGUUGGGACUAGCAGUGCGCCUGAAGGUAGGUGAGCUCAGCCUGAUGCAUCUCUUCCGGGAUUUUGAUGCUCAUUUCUCCCACUGCUGAGCAAAGAGGGUCAAGCCAUUUUCUACGCCUACGUCGACUGUUGUGCAACCAUUAUCAUCACUAUUCAAGCACAAUAUGGGAGAAGGGCAUCAUGCAAUCCACAGCUGAUACUACAUCUUACUACUCCUUGGUUAUGUCUGUAUCUUGUACAACAAUAUGUUUGUACUCCUUUAAUUGGCUUGUGUUUAAUACGGCCGGCUGUUGGUAGCAUUGCUCACACUCCAAGGCUCUUUGCUUUCCCACUGACCCUGCAGGUUUCCAUGGAGACGCUCAUUUUGUGUGCAUGCAUCAGUCCUCGGCCGCUCUUUGUUCUCACAAUAUCUCGCGUUCAAACCCCCCCAUUUGAAUACCUCAGUCUAACCUCGCAGGCCUGAUGGUGGUGCCAUGCCCUCGCCGUGGCUCGCCUCGAUUAAUACAUCAGCAGGCCAGUUGCAGUCCACAGAGGAGAGCUUGUGGACUGUAUGGGAGGAAACCAGUUGCUAUUUUGUGUUACCUCAGCUUAGCCAUUAAGUUGCAGGGUUGCACCAAAACUUAAUGGGGAGGUCAAAACCACAAGUUGAAAAGUGCCAUCUGUUUUCAUUUAACUGCUGCUAUCAUAAUUUACACGCAAUUCCAAAGUAACAUUUGAACACGAUUGUCAGUACAAUAAGUGUAAAAAUAAGUCAACAGCUACUGAUACUAAACUACAAAUACUACAAAUUUUAGCAUUGAUCCAACAGUACACUAUCCACAAUCCAAAAGUACACUAAAUUCACGGGCCAGUAUUAGCUUAAGUGACACGUUUGCUAUUGCUUUUAUUUUUGUUUUUGUUUUUAUUUUCAUUUUCAAGCAAUAUCCCUCGCACAUUCCUUUCUUUGUAGUUUACUUUUUCU